UCAGUCACUUGUCUGCUUUUUGUCCUCCACCACAGUUUCCCUUCCUCUUUGAAAUAACUCCAACAUCAGCAGCAACAGCAACAGCAUCAUCAUCUAUAUGCCAUACUAUCUAAUCCUACUCGCCCAUCUUACCCCACAAAUCGAUCGAUCGUAUUAUAUUUUCCUCUGCAAACAAACGCCCAGCCACACCCGCGCACACAUACUUACAUAUCUAUUUCCCUCUCCUCUUUUGUUCCUGUCCCAUUCCUUUUUCUUUUGUUUCUAUAUAUGUACAGACUUCAUCUCCCUCUCUUCAGCCUCUUCGCUUCUCGUCAUGCUCUUAUAUCCCACCUCCCCUCCUGGCUUCUAUCCUUCUUUCGUCCUCUAGCAAAUAAAAAAAUGUAAUGUUUAUGGUAACUUAUAACCUAUUGUGUAC
Messenger RNA from Zychaea mexicana, 415 nucleotides. RefSeq lists its product as uncharacterized. Lineage: Eukaryota; Fungi; Mucoromycota; Mucoromycetes; Mucorales; Lichtheimiaceae. The record is from RefSeq and is a predicted model, not a curated record. Bases 98 to 367 code for a protein of 89 amino acids. The transcript has a single exon.